Messenger RNA from Knipowitschia caucasica, 309 nucleotides. The record is from the annotation of a GenBank genome assembly. NCBI's taxonomy places the organism in Eukaryota, Metazoa, Chordata, Actinopteri, Gobiiformes, Gobiidae.
AUGUUUAUUGGAGGUUUCCUUGGAUUCUUUCUCGACAACACAAUCCCUGGAACUAAGAGAGAGCGAGGUCUUUUAUGUCUGGAUAAAAAUGGAACAGAAGACACAAAUGAAUUGUCCCAGAGCUGGUAUCUGGUCCUCUCAGACCACAGGCUGUUGUUUCUGGUCCUCUCAGACCGCAGGCUGUUGUUUCUGGUUCUCUCAGACCUCAGUCUAUGGUUUCUGGUCCUCGUCUCUGGUCCUCUCAGGCCUCAGUCUGUGGGACAGUGUGGGUUCUGGGUUUGGAACAGCUUUCCUGUGGACUGUGAGUGA